UUAUCUUCCUAAUCCGUACUCUUCUCUUCUUUUCUCCAAAAACAAAAAAUGGAAUGGAUAAAUUCACUUCCCAAAAUCGAGCUUCAUGCUCAUCUCAACGGCUCCAUUAGAGACUCCACUCUUCUAGAGCUUGCUAAGGUUCUUGGUGAGAAAGGCGUUAUAACGUUUGCUGAUGUUGAACAUGUCAUUCAGAAAAAUGAUCGAUCUUUAGUUGAAGUCUUCAAGUUGUUUGAUUUGAUCCAUAAGGUCACUACUGAUCACAAAACCUUGACAAGGAUCACCAGAGAAGUUGUAGAGGAUUUUGCUUUAGAGAAUGUGGUGUAUCUUGAGUUACGAACAACUCCAAAGAGGAAUGAUUCAAUUGGUAUGAGUAAACGUUCUUACAUGGAAGCGGUAAUUGAAGGUUUGAGAUCUGUCAGUGAAGUUGAUAUUGACUUUGUUACGGCAUCGGAUUCUCAAAAACUGCACAAUGCCUGUGAUGGAAUUGGAAGAAAGAAGAUUUAUGUUAGGCUUCUUCUUAGUAUUGACCGUAGAGAGACAACCGAGUCCGCAAUGGAAACUGUCAAGCUCGCAUUGGAAAUGAGAGAUGUUGGGGUAGUUGGUAUUGAUCUUUCAGGGAAUCCUCUUGUUGGAGAAUGGAACACUUUCUUACCUGCAUUACAGUUUGCUAAAGACAAUGAUCUUCACAUCACUCUUCACUGUGGAGAGGUCCCCAAUCCAAAAGAAAUCCAAGCCAUGCUGGAUUUCAAACCGCAUCGAGUUGGCCAUGCCUGUUUCUUCAAUAAUGAAGAUUGGACAAAGGCAAAAUCUUUCCGGAUUCCGAUUGAAAUAUGUCUAACGUCCAACAUUGUAACCAAAUCGAUAUCUUCCAUUGAUAUACACCAUUUUGCUGAUCUCUACAAGGCAAAACAUCCAUUGGUCCUAUGUACUGAUGAUUUUGGAGUAUUUUCCACAACCCUCUGCAAUGAGUACGCUCUCGCUGUUCGUUCCUUUGGUCUUAGUAAAAGAGAAACUUUUGCAUUGGCUAGAACUGCCAUAGACGCAACAUUUGCAGAAGAUGAAGUCAAGCAACAACUUAGGUUGGUUUAUGAUUCAGCCUCGCCAGAGUAUGUUUAGCGCCUCAAAUAUUACUGGUUUACUUGAUUUUGUUGGUUUAUAUCAAACCGGACAAAUGUGUUUUGGUUCAUUGGUUGGUUCGAAUUAAACUCAUUCGUCUCAAAAUUUCGACUGUACUACUACUGAUAUGAUUUUUUAAAUUUAAAAUUUCACAUUUUCUUUUUA
Capsella rubella is the source of this 1281-nucleotide messenger RNA. RefSeq names its product adenosine deaminase-like protein. Gene Ontology annotation, molecular function: adenosine deaminase activity. The transcript is spliced from 11 exons. The coding region runs from base 49 to 1116 and encodes 355 amino acids. Gene Ontology annotation, biological process: adenosine catabolic process; inosine biosynthetic process. NCBI's taxonomy places the organism in Eukaryota, Viridiplantae, Streptophyta, Magnoliopsida, Brassicales, Brassicaceae. The record is from RefSeq and is a predicted model, not a curated record.